Molecule: messenger RNA, 729 nt
Organism: Fusarium musae
Lineage: Eukaryota; Fungi; Ascomycota; Sordariomycetes; Hypocreales; Nectriaceae
Exons: 2
Coding region: 1-729 (242 amino acids)
Source: RefSeq, a predicted model, not a curated record
AUGGUCAUUAAGGGAUCCGUCUCCGAUUCUGCUUCCGUCCAGCUCGGCCAACGCCGCGGCAUCUCAGACCUGGCGCAAAUUGCCUUAGACCUGGCCUGGGUAUCCGAGAGCGCAGAGCAAGACUCUUUUGCUCGAUAUCGAGCAUAUCCCUCUCCACCCAUGUCAGGAUCUCCGCCCCUCCCCUCGAAGCAGCCCCAAGACGCUGGGGGUCGAGGGCAAGCACCAGUGGGAUAUUCAGCCUCCAGUCAGCCCGAUACUUACUGGAGCAACUCAAACCAACAAUUGCCGACUGAUCACCGAGGGCCUGCCGACAUGCAGACCACGCUUCCCAGAUUAUUCCAACCAGGGCCCCCAGACGCGCCGCCGUUUUCAUAUCGAAGGACAGAAGAGACCGUACCUCGACCUGUUUCGUACAUCCAACCAGGGGGACCAUCUAUGCCCCAGUCAUCUGGUUAUAUUCCUCCUGGAAUUCCUGGGGCACUUUCGCCUUACACAUCAUCUGUCCGCCCGUCAGUGGUUGAGAAUCAGCCUAUGACUUCCCCGAAAUCGCAGAGGAAAACAAAAGGUCAUGUGGCCUCCGCAUGCGUCCCUUGUAAACGAGCACAUCUUCGGUUGAGAGAUGAUGCCAACGUGGCCAGUCCACGGCUGGAUCUCUACACACUGGAAUUCCUGUCAUACACGAAAGACGGCCUGGUUAAGUGCAUGUUGUGUCUCUUGUCGAUGCCCUGA